Cryptomeria japonica (Japanese cedar) is the source of this 1183-nucleotide messenger RNA. Its product is annotated as heavy metal-associated isoprenylated plant protein 23. The transcript has 4 exons. Gene Ontology annotation, molecular function: metal ion binding. The coding region runs from base 412 to 849 and encodes 145 amino acids. The record is from RefSeq and is a predicted model, not a curated record. Lineage: Eukaryota; Viridiplantae; Streptophyta; Pinopsida; Cupressales; Cupressaceae.
UAUUAACUUGAUUGGCACGGAUAGUAUUCUUCACUGGCAUCUACUACCCCAAAAUGCAUUUAAUCCCUGUAAUUUUGAAGGCUUCAGUAACAGUACUCCUUUGGCCUUUUUUCUUUUGCUUGUAAACAGUCAUUUUCUUCCUGGCCCCAGAUUUUGUCCUUGCUGACUCUAUUUAUAGUCUGAGCCACCCUUUGUGUAUUUUCAAUUAUAACAUUGUUUCUGCUGUCUGAUCUUCUCUGCCAUUCAACCUGAUCUGCAAUCUCUGUUUUGCUUGUACAUUGGAUUUUGUUUUCGUAUAGCUGUACCUACUGGUCCACUACAAAUUCUGUCAACGGCUCAGGGCUGUAUUGUGUUUGGGAAAAAAAGAUCCUUUUUGUCAUUUACUUGCUCUGAUCGCUAGUAUUGAUUGAAAUGGGUGCUCUGGAAUAUGUUGUAAGGCUGCUUAAUGGCCGCACUAAACGCAAGAGAAAGCAGAUGCAGACUGUGGAGCUAAAAGUAAGAAUGGACUGUGAAGGCUGUGAGAGGAAAGUUAGGAACUCUGUUUCUUCCAUGAAAGGGGUUAGAACAGUAGAUGUAAGCAGGAAGGAGCAUAAAGUGACUGUGACAGGGUAUGUUGAUAGGAACAAGGUCUUAAAGAGAGUGAAGGCCACAGGCAAAAGGGCAGAGUUCUGGCCCUAUGUUCCUUACAAUCUGGUUUACUAUCCUUAUGCUGCUCAGACUUAUGAGAAGAAGGCACCUGCUGGUUAUGUCCGAAAUGUGGACUACUCAUUCCCAAAUCCCAACCGAACUGAUGAGAAGUACACCGCACUCUUCAGUGAUGACAACCCAAAUGCCUGUUCUGUUAUGUAAAUGUCUUUUAGUCUGGUCCAAUGUUUCUGGUCUCACUAUUAGAUCCAUCACCAUGGCAUCCGCUUGAAGCCAAUGCUUAAGGUUUUCAUAACAAAAUAAAAGGUGGCUUUGUCUCUAUAAACUCUCUAGUAAGAUUUACUCUGAGAUAGACUAGUUGGUGUUGUUUGUCUGUAAGAAGAUUCAAGCAACUGGUUGUAAACUGAUGCAUCUCACACCACGUCUUGGAUCUUCCACCAUUUUUCCUCCUUUGAUCGGUAUUACAAUGUAAACAGAGGCUUUAUUUUGAAGACUUAUGUUGCUUUAUAUGAGUAAAUACUGUACUAGUUUAAUUUUA